Haemonchus placei is the source of this 1317-nucleotide messenger RNA. Lineage: Eukaryota; Metazoa; Nematoda; Chromadorea; Rhabditida; Trichostrongylidae. The record is from the annotation of a GenBank genome assembly.
AUGCUUCACGCAAAGACUGUCGCGCUCGCAAAGGUUGAUGAAAGAGUAGCUUUUAAGGGAAUAAACUGUCCACGUUCAUAUCCUUUAAUCGGGCAUGGGUUGCUCAAAAAGCCGGACAUGGAAGGAUUUAUCAAUCAGGUUAUGGGCAUGACUCAAAUGUAUCCUGAUUCACCACGAAUGGUUCUGUUCUGGCUAGGACCUGUGCCAGUGGUGAUGUUGUACUCUGCACGGCUCGUUGAGAAAAUUCUUAAUUGUAGCCAACACCUGAACAAAGGCAUCGCCUACUACUUUUUUGAAUCAUGGCUAGGGCAGGGAAUAAUUACGAGUAAUGUUGAUAAUUGGCGUCCAAAGCGUAAACUGCUUACGCCGACUUUUCAUUACGAUAUUCUGAAGGAUUUUGUUCCGAUUUUCAAUGAUCAAGCCCAAAUUUUAGUGAAGAAGUUUGCGAGUCUCCCAGAAGGAGAGCCUGUGGAACUGAUGUCCUACAUCACUCUAUGCGCUCUCGAUAUUAUUUGUGAGACAUCUAUGGGGAAAAGCUUAAAUGCUCAAUUGGAUAAGGAUAGCGAUUACGUUAAAGCUGUGCAUACCGUCAACGAUUUGGUGCAGAAGAGGACUAAAAGUCCGUUAUUCUGGAAUGAUUAUAUCUACAACAAAUUCGGUGAAGGAGAAACAGAAAGGAAGUGCAUCGAUAUUCUGCAUUCGUUCACCAGCAAGUUAAUUCAGGUGAUAGCAGAACGUCAAAAAGAGUUGGAGGACCGGCAGUGGCGAUUUGAGGGACGUCGCGCAUUCCUUGAUCUUCUUCUUGAUAUGGCUAAUAGUGGGCAGCUAGAAGCUAGCGAGAUUCAGGAGCAGGUGGAUACGCUUAUGUUUGCUGGUCAUGACACAACGUCAACGGGAUCCAGCUGGGCUCUAUUCCUUUUUGGGUGUUAUCCUGAAAUACAGAGAAAGGUCCAGGAAGAGAUAGAUGAAGUGUUGGAGGACAGCGACUACAUUUUGCCCGAACACCUUCCACGGCUCAAGUAUUUGGAAUGCUGUUUGAAGGAAUCACUUCGAUUGUGUACACCAGUUCCGAUGAUAAUGCGUAAAUUGGGUGCUGAUCAGGAGCUGGAAGGUGUCACUUUGCCGAAAGGCACUCAAGUGGUUCUCAAUCAGUACAUGGUUCACCGAGAUCCAAUGUACUGGCCUGAUCCGGAGAAGUUCGAUCCAGAUAGAUUUCUUCCUGAGAACUGUGUCGGUCGUCAUCCAUUUGCAUUCAUACCAUUCUCGGCUGGUAGUCGCAACUGUAUUGGACAAAGGCUUGUUUUGUUUCUGAUUUGA